AUGAAAUAUGAUGCCAUCGUCAAGCUGUUGGGCGACUUUGGCCCCUACCAGAAGAGGCUUUACUUCCUGCUAUGCAUUCCUAUGAUAUCAGUCGGGAUCCAGACCAUGUUGACAGUUUUCACACUGGGAGUACCAGACCACAGGUGUGCUCUGCCUGACUGGGACAACGACACAUACACCAUUCAGGGAGAACAACACCAAAACGCAGUCCUUGCUGCGAUUCCUCCGGCUACUGAAGGGACACAACUCUACUCUUCCUGCCUCAUUCGAAACGCCAUCAAUGAAACAGAUGGACAGGCGUUUAACACAAAUUCUACUCGAAAAUGUGAAAAAUGGGUCUACGACUCGGACAUGUUCAGUUCAACUGUUGUGACAAAGUUUGGAUGGGUGUGCGACAUGAAGCUGACGAAGUCGCACGCUCAGAUGAUGUUCAUGCUUGGAUCGCUCGUGGGGAGUGUGUUGUUGGUGUCACCGUCGGAUUUUAUCGGACGAAAGAAGAUGUUCAUGGUGUCCGUCUUGCUGCAUAUAGUGUCCACCAUCGUGACAGCCUUCAGCCCCAGCUUUGCCAUCAUCGGCAUCCUCUACUUCAUCAUCGGGAUGUCCGGCAUCGCCAUCUGGAGCAACGCCUUUGUCGUAGGUGUGGAACUAGUCGGUCCCUCAAAGAGAGUGUUGACGGGCAUCAUCUGUGAGCUAUACUGGACCUUUGGAGUGUUCCUGGCAACAACAAUUGCAUACUUUGUGCGAGAUUGGCGUCAUCUGCAGCUGAUAGUUUCAACGCCAACAGCUUUGUUUCUGGCAUAUUACUGGUUUAUGCCGGAAUCUCCGCGCUGGUUGAUUAGUAAGAGAAAGUUUGAAGAAGCAGACCGGAUAUUACGUCAUGCCGCCAAGAUCAACAAGACGACCUUGCCCCCCAACAUAUUCAGUCAAGGCAUGUUACAGAAGAAGACGGAGGAACCGCUGUGUCAGAUAUUCACAAGUCCUUCUUUGGUCAUCCGUUCCCUGGUGAUUUUUCUCAACUGGUUCGUGGUCAGCCUCGGCUUCUAUGGCCUGGGUCUAAAUGUGGCCAGUCUUGGUGGGAGUGUCUACACGAACGUAUUCAUCAGCGCAGGAGCCGAGCUGGUCGGCCAUAUUGCCUGCCUUCUACUCCUGGACCGUAUUGGUAGAAAGUCCUUGCACUGCACCUGUAUGCUCCUCGGCGGUGUGUGCUGCACAGCGACCCUCUUACCUGUGGUGUAUGGAGGUGGAUCUCUCAACUGGCUGACCAUUACCCUAGCUUUGACUGGUCGGGGGUUUGCAGUGGCCAGUUUCGACGUCAUCUGGUUGUAUUCUUCGGAACUGUUCCCAACAGUCAUCAGAAACUCAGCUCUGGCAGCUGCUAACAUAAGUGCAAGGGUGGGAGGAACUAUAUCUCCUUAUAUAGCUAACCUGGCUCUCGUAAUAACAGGAGACUUUGGCAGGGCCGUUCCUCUCAUCAUAUUUGGUACGUCAAUGGCAGUGGCCGGACUGGCAGCUUUGGCAUUGCCUGAAACUCUCAACAAUCCACUCCCCGAUACGAUAGAAGACGCCAGGCAAAUGAAAAGGAGAAGCCGAAGGCCUGAUAUUACCCGAACUGACUAUAUCCGAUCUAACGGUGAAGAAUUGGCGGAUCUACAACCAAAUGGAUGUGUCUCAUCCACUAAGGCUAGAGUAUAGAUAUUUUGUAGAUAGGCAAACGUAUCUAUGUAAAAGGUUGAUGGAUAUGUAUACCUUCAUCGAAUCAUGAUAUUGUAGCAACGUCAACGUCAACGUCAAAGUUUAUUUUAUGCAUUCUUGCAAAAUAUCUUUGUUAGAAAUACCAUCUCUGUGUUCGCCUGGUCGAAUCCGUACUGCACCGGGAAUGUGGAUUACUCAAAAGACGUUAUCAACCUGACGUUGUGUUGACAAUGUGUGUGUUUCAAGCAUGCCUAUGCAUCCUAGGCCGUCAAACGUGGUCUUUGACACUGGAGCGAUAUAAGCUUUCAGUUGCUCCAUCCUCUGUAGCAAAUGUUGUACUCCCGGACAGUGAUGUGCCACGAUGCAUACAAACACAGGCUAACAAGCAUCUAGCGCACACCAUGCCCUUGGCUGUAUCCAUCGGUUCGUCAAGAAACUGAGGAUCUGUAACGUCAUCCAGUCAUUGUGUACAAUCGGGUUAGUGCGAUGAUUAUAACCAUCAAAACUCGACUGUAAACAAAUAUUACGUUUGUUUAUAUUUGAUAUCCAUAACUGACCAAUAAAGAGUUAUGUAUAGGAUUUUGUUAAUGCUCCGCGCAGUUUCCGAAACAUUACAGCCUUUACGAGUACAAACACAACAUCAGGUCAUCUUGUGUUAAAUGAUGUUGAGGUACAUGUGGAUGUUUGACACAUGUGAUCAUAUUAUUAUGCUUAAUGAGUUCAACCUUCACAGAUUGUGAACAUUCUUUGAGAGGCAUUUUAGAAGUUGUAAAAGCCUUGGCUUUCCUUGAUUUUUAACAUGUUUGCGUCGUGUCCAAUGCUGCAAUUGUGUAUACAUAUAUGUCCCUGUUAACGCCAAAGAUUACCAUUAUGUACAUACUUCACAAUUAUCACUAUGCAAUGCUUCCAUUCAUGUAUUGUCACUUGUAUCAGCAAAUUACUGUGUAUUGAUCAGCAAAUUAUUUCAUUUUGCAUUGUAUGUUUUUGUAUGAUGUUUCAAACAAUUGUAACAUGCAAAAACACAAUGUUUGGCUCAAUCAUAACAGCAGAGCGCCAAACUGUAUCAAGUCCCAUUUCAGUGCUUACAAAAUAUACACGUACGUAUAUUUGUUUCAUUGUUGACAUGCCAUGGAACGAAAGGAGUCACGUGUCCCAAUGCAUGGCGCAAACAGAUACCCAGAAGGCCAUGAGAGUUGCGGUUUGUCAUGAAAUUUGAAGAUUGUAAUUCAUACGACAAUAAAUAAAAUUGUGUA
This is a messenger RNA of Haliotis rubra (blacklip abalone), 2945 nucleotides long. Its product is annotated as organic cation transporter protein-like. The record is from RefSeq and is a predicted model, not a curated record. Gene Ontology annotation, biological process: transmembrane transport. The coding region runs from base 1 to 1692 and encodes 563 amino acids. Gene Ontology annotation, cellular component: membrane. Gene Ontology annotation, molecular function: transmembrane transporter activity. The transcript has 10 exons. Lineage: Eukaryota; Metazoa; Mollusca; Gastropoda; Lepetellida; Haliotidae.